AUGAUAAAAUGGUCUCCUGAGGUAGUAAAAGGGUUAGAACAAAGACUUGCUCAUGCCCAAAAUGAUGCUGCUAAGAAAACUAAUCUUACUAAUGAGAAAAAUCAACUAACUAUUGAAAGAGAUGGUUUAAAGAGAGUUAAAGAACUUAAUGAAUUACAAUUAACUAACAAAGAUAAUCAAAUCAACACUUUAAACAUUCAAAUUACUAAAAAGGAUAAUCGAAUUACUCAACUAGAUAAAACUAUUAAAGGUAGUGCUGUGUUUUUCCAAACCCAAAUCAACAUUAUUGAUAACUUAACUAAAAAACUAGAUGCUGAAAGAAAAAUUCCAAAUAACUAUCAAACUCAUUUAAAAGUAGACAUUAAAAGAUUAGCCGAAGAAAGAAAAGAUUUAGUUAAAUCAAAGAAGGAUUUAGAGGAUGCUAAGACUGCUAGUGAAAAUCUCCGAGACCAAGAAAUUGCUAACUUACGAGCCGAAAGAGAUGCUCCAAGACCAACUAGGGUAGAGUAUAAUGCUAUUAUCAACCAAAAAACUACUGCUGAAACUGAAAGAAACAGUUUAAACAAACUAAGUGAUUUUCGAAUUAAUUUUCCUUGGUCUAGUUAUACAGGUUUGAUUGUUGCUUCUGUUAAACCAUUAGUUAUUACCCAAGAGGAAAAGCAAAUAAUUGGUCUAAUAAGUGCUUCGGAGAAUUUAUACAAUUUAGAAUUAGGUGAAAGACAGAACAGAGUUAGAAUGCUUACUAGUGAAGAAGAUAUGAUUUUAGAGGUUUUUAGAAGAAAUGGUGUAAAUAAAAACACUAGUAAACAAGAGCUGGAAAGCAAAGGUUAUGGCAGUUCAGUUUUGGGAAACAAACUUUAUCCUAAAUUGGAGUUAAAAAUAACUUCUGAACACCUAACUAUCGAAGAAUUAAUUGCUCAAUUCAAACAACAAAUUCCUACUAAUUAUUUAGAAAUAAAACCAGAAGAAGGAAAUUACAUGUAUAUUCCUCAUAAUUUAUUAGAAAAAUUGAAGUUAGUUAAAGGUGAAGAUAUAAUCAAUCCUCUUUAUUUGUCUCCUAAUUUAUUGGAAAGAGAACCUAGUUUCGGUGGCAUUACUGUCGAGAAUGAAACUGAAAUUAUUUUAGUUAAUCCUAGUAAGAUUAUAGUGAAAGAGCAAGAAACACAGACUGACUUAAACAAUCAAGAAGUGGAAGAUUUAAAAAAUGAGAACAAUUAUAAUAGUAUCCAAAGUCAGUUAACCAUUGCUAAUAGUGCUAUCAAUCAAAAGAAUACUCAAAUCACUAAUUUAACUAAUCAAGUUAGUAGUCUUAAUACUCAAUUAACCACUACUAAGAAUGAACUAGCCAAAGAACAAGGUUGCAAGAAAUACCAAUUAUACAAGAAAACAUUUGGACAAAGCUCACAAUUUUCUGAUGAUUUGAGUUUUGGUUCUACUUGGGCUUACGGUAGUUUAAAAACUUAUGAAAUUUGUUGGUUGUCAAACGAAACUCCUAACAGGAAAUAUUCUUCAACAGUCAUUGAUUGGCACGAAGCUGAUACACAUAGCAAACACGAAAUAAAAAGAAUUAUAGAGGGUAUUCGAAGUUAUCUUGCCAAAAUUAUUGGUGAAACAAGACUUGAAAAUGGAAAAUUCUAUAAAUAUGAUUUCAUUAACCUUAAAACAGGAUGUGAAGAUUACUUUUUAAAUAAUCACCAACUGACCUACAUUCCUCACUUACUGGGCAAGUUAAAUCUUUUAGAAAGUGAUAAGCAUCCUAAAUUCUACCAAUCUUUCGAGCAAGAUAUUGAUAAUGUUGGUAAAGAAAACCAAGGAGAAAGAGCAUUAACUCAAUUACUUGGGAAGAACAUUCAAGGAAUUGAAGAGAUAGACAGUGAACCUAUCAAGGAAGCAAAGUUAAAACUUUCUGCUCGGCAAAUAAAUGAGAUGAUAGCAAAAGGUUUAACCCCAAAAGUUAUUGUUAACAUUGCUCGGGUUAGUGAAAGAACUAUUUAUCGAAGAAGAAAAAUAAUUAACCAAUCCAUUCCCCUAAAAACUGGACGAAAACCCAAAAUUCUCGGUAGUAUUCUUGAAGUUUUAUAUUCCUAUGUCUUCAAAAAUAACAGAACAACUCAAAAAGAUAUGGUUAACUAUCUUUUUCAAGAAAUGGGUUUGAAAAUGAUUAAGCCUCUACUAAAAACAAAUCUUCUUUUGGCAACUGAUGAAAGUGGAUUUCCUUUAAACUUAGCUCCUACUCGUGGCUAUGCUUUAAAAGGUCAACGAGUUUUGGCUCAUAAAUCAGUUAAAGGAGCUGUUAAUGCUGAGAUUUUUGCUAAUUUCUUCUCUAAUGUAAACCUCCCUGAUGAUGUAAAAUUUUAUCUUUUACUGGAUAACAUUAGGUUUCACUACUCAAAGGAAGUUAAAGAAAUGUUGGCAAACAAAAAUAUUGAACCUAUCUAUUUAGUUCCUUAUUCUCCUCAAUUAAAUCCAGUGGAGGAAAUUUUUAAUGUGAUUAAGCAAUAUGUUAGACAACAAAGACCAACCACCGAAGAAGAAUUAAGAAAUGCCAUUAUUAGGAUAAUAACUGAAAUUCAAAAAGAGGGUUUAGCCAAUUUGGUCGGUGGUUUAGAACACAAAGUACCCGCUGCCGUGGCAACUGGAGUUAAAAAACUAAUUCUCUCUGCCGAACAAAAAGAGGAUUAUGAAAAAGUAGUUCCGCAAGAAAUAAGAGAAAAAUUACGAGUUUUCUACGUCAAAAAUGUUGAAGAAUUGGAAGAAUUGUUUUUCCGAGGAGAGUUUUCUUAA
Messenger RNA from Entrophospora candida, 2784 nucleotides. NCBI's taxonomy places the organism in Eukaryota, Fungi, Glomeromycota, Glomeromycetes, Entrophosporales, Entrophosporaceae. The record is from the annotation of a GenBank genome assembly.